This is a messenger RNA of Colletotrichum godetiae, 5466 nucleotides long. RefSeq lists its product as uncharacterized. NCBI's taxonomy places the organism in Eukaryota, Fungi, Ascomycota, Sordariomycetes, Glomerellales, Glomerellaceae. The record is from RefSeq and is a predicted model, not a curated record. The coding region runs from base 1 to 5466 and encodes 1821 amino acids. The transcript has 2 exons.
AUGGACGCAAGCAACUCCAACCUCACGGACUCCAGAUACGGAUACGAUUUCGUAGUCUCUACAACGCAGGCUAGUAUCAACUCAGACUUGCUCGAGUACCUCUGCGAGAGCAAUCAGCCAGUUCAUCAUGUGUGCUAUCUAUUGGAUCCAAAAUCCAACAAGGCCACAAAUACUAUCAGCCUCGACGAGCUACUCAAGAGGACAGACCGAGUCAACCCGUUCGAGAUUCCAGACGGCACGCCGGCAGAUGACCCUCGAGUACAGACGCUUACCCGGAACAACUUCGCGGUCGGGGUGAAAAUCCGUAUCGGGGUGCCCCCAGGGAAGAUGCCCAAGCAGCUUCCGCCAGUUCUGGAGCUGGGGAAGAUCAACGGCAAGUCUCUCUUCAGGAUGUUCUGCUCCGAGUUCCAGGUCAUCCAGAACACCCCAAGCGAUGGAAAGACCUCUAAAGGGACUUGGAAUGUCUGGGUUCAGCCUUCUGGGUCUCCGUGGUACAUCGAGACGGCCGUCGACCUUCUCAAUUCCGGCCUCGACAGGAACCUCGAGUCGCCCUAUUUUAAUCAGCACCCGGAGCUCAAAGAAAAUCUCAAGGCCCAGAUUGACAGCUUGUCUGCCAACACAACGUUCAGUCUUCAACAAACUCUCUUGGACCUGGAGAACGCCGCAAUGCACAGCGCGCUUGAUUUCGUUGGAAUCCCGGCUGAAUCUCACGUACUUGCCAUCUUGCAGGAGAACUUCGUCAAAAUUUACACCAAGGCCACCAAAAACUACGGGCAGCCAGUCCUUGCAGUCUCAGCUGUCUCUCAAAAUAAUUCAGACCUCUCUCAGCUCCGUAUGACGUCCUUUGAGCUGGGUAUCAGCCCAUACAAGCUUAAUGGUGUCGUUGUCAACAACCCCAAUCCCCAAGAGUCCGCUGUGACAACACUCAACUACCUGUGUAUGACGGACGGUCACGGAGCCCCGGCAGUUUCGGAACCGUACUGGAACUGGAUUCUACCCAGUCAGUUGCAAAACGAGAGUGGCAUCAUUGCUAUCAAGCGGAGCGUGUUUGCCGAGCAGUUGAUGCAGACUAUCUUACCGUCUGCGAUGAAAUCUUGCCUCACUUCGAAGGUCGGGAUCACAUUUACGGAUUGGUGGGGUGGGGAUUGGCAGCCGGAUUUGAAGUUCUUCCCAAAUCAGCAUCCACAAAUCACUGAAGUCCGCAACCCUGACCAAAACUCGUGGAUCAUCAACAUCACUUGGUCCUCCGCCGGCGACGCGGGAAUCGAAGCAUCGAAUUCGGAAACUGUGUACUCUGACACGUUGAGAGUUGAACCACACUACACCUGCGAGGUUUUCGUCGACGGCACAAACAUCUACAUCACUCAGCACAUGUGGAUCAUUAUAUCAGCAACGUGCGAGGGUGUCUAUCAGGCACCACUGAAUGGUUACGACUUCACUAUCACCGACACGUACGACUUAUCCGUGGACCAGACUGGCCGUUUGAACAUCAUGCGCGACAGCAACAAGCACCACACAGACGACAAAUCUCAGUCCCCUGAUGCCGGCUACCUAGCAAAUGCAUUUUCGGGCGUCAACGACGCUGUCAAUCAGAUCAAGAAUCAGAUCCAAGGUCUUGUCAGCGUAGAUUUACAGAGCAUCGACUUCCCUACCCCCCAAAAUUUCGUAUUUCCGGGUGGCAAGGUGUUUACGUACACGUCCGCCAAGUUUUCUGACCAUCAGGACUUGGUCUGUGACAUUACUUAUGCAGCGCCGACCAAAUCUUCCCAGCCGCCGCCUCAAACAGUAGUCCCAGACGCCGAUUCGUCAUGGGCCAAGGCCCCGACUGAGAUCGGGGUUGGAACUGCGCCAAAGCAUCCUGGAGCAACCAGCCCGUCGCUACACUCAAUGACACACACGACAGAUCUGAUCCAGAACUACAUCCAGGGAGAGAUUGUGGCUCCUACUGCGAAGUUUGAAGCUCUACAGACUGACGACGGCCAUUCGUUGCUAUUUGCCCUCGGCAUGGACAACGUCCUGCAAGUGAUCAUGGAACAGAGUGGCACGACCAAGACAGGUUGGGUUCGGGAGAAUCUCUCGCUUCCUUCUCAGUUGGUACGCACUUUUGACGUUGGACAAAGCGUCACGGAUGGAACUAUAGGGAUGGCUCUGGUAGUAUCGGAGGGGGGUGCCGACCAACUGUUCCUGUCCCUUUUCAACUCCAGCUCGGAUACAUCCUGGACAGAGAAGCCAACUUGGUCUGCUAUUCCAUUCGAUGUGAGCGAGGAUAUGGCGCCCGGACACACUGUCAACAUCCUCCGUGUCAUGUUCGCAGAGCCGGAAGGCAGUCGGCAGCAAAUCAUCGUCGACGUGGAUCGCUCAUCGUCUAAUGAGCACAAGAACAUUGCUCGUUACUACGUCGACCCUCAGAAGACAUCUGGUAGAUUCUGGUCAUCGCAUGAUGUGCCAGUCGAUAUCGAGGGGGGCCAAUAUCAGAGCUGCGUGGGUAGAGUCGCUCGUGGAUUCGUGGACGGGGUAUACACCUGUGGAUCUUCCGGCGGCUCAGCCCAGCUUGUCUACGUCCCCAUUGAGAACGCAUUCGGCGAUGGCCCUCCAGCACCAUCACGUCUCAGCCUACCACAGAACGUGGGGGCAUCCGCCAUCGCCGCUGCUCGCAGGCCAGGCUCACUCGCGUCUCCCGACGGGACGACAGACCUGUUCGCGGUCGGUGACUCGGUCCUGUACUACUUCCCAGCGGAAGGCCAAACGGAUUUAUCCGUCGGCAAGCCCUUGCUCAACAAUAAGGUACUAUCGGGCACCUCGGAGAUGGCGGCUAUGACUCGUGAUGGCGUGACAACGAUCUGGGGCAAAAAUGCCAACGAUGAGGUAUUUUGCCUCUCUUGCCCCUCCAGUCAGCUCGGUUCUCCGGAGGCAUGGAGUGUGCCUGUACCCAUUUUGUUUGGCGUUGAGCGGAUGACUCCGUACCUCAACCGCAGAGAUGGAGGCAAAGCCAUCUUCACUUCCGGGUCCGGUAAGCUUGAAAGGUUGACGCAGGCCACCGGCACCGAAGCCAAGAUUUGGGUUGCGGACGAUAUCAAGCUUCAGGCCGGGAAGUCUACAGCGAAACCGCUCCAAUUCAAGUCAUACACGACUACGAUCCAGGUCCUCGAUAAAUACGAUCUACCAGCUCCGGGUGUCACUUUGUCAAUAUCUACCAAUUCACGCACGCCCGUCUACAUGAAUGGGACUUACUACGUCCUUGGGCAGGCACCCAUCAAGGUGGCUGUGGAUGCAACUGGGAGCUUGACCGUCGUCGAGGCGCUUCAGGAUCGCAUCAACGGCACUAUCAUGACAGUGAUCUGUAAUGACGGAGAUGCAGAGGCUACCAUAAAUCCUAUGGAGAAGUCAUUCAAAAGCAUAGCCGCGCUCAGCAGCGAGGGAGCCCUUCGAGACGCCAAAGUCCCUACGCGGACGGUCGCUGGCGGCAUCAGGGACAACACGACAUGGGCCGCUCUUGUAGAAGGAAGUGUAUCGCAGUCUGAUAGGGCCAACGCCGCGAACAGUCUCGGCAAACUCGGCACGACUUAUGGACUCCUCAAACCCACCGUCUCCUCUACUUCUUGCCUGAGCGUGAUUCCACACGCCCUCUACGCAUCCUCAUCAUCGGUCGAUAACCUCGCACACGAUACAGCCAUCGCAGCCGGCGACCUCUUCCGCUGGCUCAAGUCAGAUAUCGAAAACGUUAUCGAUAUCAUCAAAGACGACGCGAGUGAAGCGUGGCACUUUGUGGCCACUAUCUCCGGCAAAGUCUACCGAGCGGCACUUACCUCGGUCGAAGCCGUCGUUGGGGCUGCGGAGUGGAUCUUUAAUGCCGUCAAGACGGGCAUUGAGAAGCUCACAUCCUUUGUGGAGUUCCUCUACAGCUGGGACGACAUCAAGCGGACCAAAGACGUCCUCUGCAAUAUGACGAAGCAGUGGCUGCGCGACCAGAUUGACUAUCUCCCGACUGCAAAGACAGAGUUCGAUGCGCAGAUUGCGCACGCGGAGAGUAGCAUCAGGACAUGGGCUGGCAUCCCUGAUUUGGGACCGUCGCUCGGGGACAAGGCUUCAAAGCCCGCAGCCGCAAGUGCCACGAAUCCUACAAAGGGACAUACUUCGGGGUCUCAGAUGAUGAUGACCCAUUUCAAGCACCACAGCGCCAACAUGACAGUCGUAGGGGUGCCGCCAACAACGAAGAAGCCGCAAUCAGGGGUCAUUGACGACCUCCUAGCCGCGCUGGACCACGAGGAAGAAGCUCUUUCAGCAGUGGUGUCUCAGCUCAAGGACCUGGCCAAGCGCUUCUCUUCCAUGACCGUUGAAGAGAUCCUGAAGGAUCUGCUUGGGAUCAUCGCUGUGGGCGUGCUAUCCAGCGUUAAAGUGGUUGUAGACGCCCUACUCAAUGUCCUGAUCGAUCUUCUCGGUGACGCCGUCGGCCUCUUGGAUGUCAAGAUCCACAUCCCAGUCAUUUCCGAUCUUCUCAACGAAAUUAGCAUACCAGACAUAUCCUAUCUUGAUUUGGUAUGCUGGAUCCCCGCCAUGUCCUUCACGGUGAUCUACAAGCUUGCUACCCAGGAGGCCCCCUUCACUGCCGAUGAUGUCGCUCUUCAAGCAGGUUUUGUUGCUGGUAAUUCGGAGGUUAUGCAGGAGAGUGCCAUCAUGACAACAUCCGCCAUCACUUCUUCUGAGACCCUCAAAGACCGCCAGCAACAAGUCAAGGGGCACAAGGGACAGGCCUCUGUGACUUCCAUCUCCUCCUCCGACUCAGUGAGCGCAGCCAGCACGGUACCCACGACCCCUGGAUCCACCAAGCCAGUGACCUCCAAAAAGGAUCAGUUAAAGUACUCUCUGUGCCAUAUCGCCGCCGGGGCCAUGAGCUUCCUGGCAAUAUGGGUCACCCCCUUGGAAGUUGUUAUUCCAGCAGGUAUAUAUAACCCGUGGGGCAAUAUUUCGACGACCAUGGCACUUGUCAGCACCGCCGCCUUGUCUACCGCCGAUUCUUACGCCCCUAAAGACCCUAUUCAAGACGAGGACCUCGCUUCUUUGUCGGAUCUGAUCACGGCUAUCGGUUUGGCCAAUAUCAUCGUCUUCAGCGAUAUUGGCCAGGAACACAUCAUCCCGGCCGGCAAUGCCCUGAGGGUCAACGACCCUCGGGCUACAGCGGCUUAUGUUGAUAGUAUACUCGUCUUCCCAGCGGCAGCAAUCACGGCGGUACACCUGAGCGAGCUCGCCUCCGCUAAACUGAGUGCGGACCAGGCGGCGGCUUUCUUGGGCGAGUUGGCCAACAUGACGUCUUAUGUCGUGCGAACAAACUACUUCGUGGCAGUCAAAUCGCCAGGAACCCCAGCUGCAGCGCAGGCGGUGGAAGAUAUGGAAGACGGGAACAUUUACCAAACCGGGUUCGAGGCGGCGCAAGCUGCGAUAGGUAUUGGUCAGGCUAUUUUCCAGUAG